AUGGCCGUGCCGGCGCCCGCGAAGGUGGCGCGCUUGCUCGCGGCCUCUGCGGCGGUGCUCGUGCUGCUGUGGUGUGUCUAUUUUCGCGGUGGGCUCUCGCUCGGCUCCCCCACUAACAAGGGCCUCAUCUUCAACGUGCAUCCUGUGCUUAUGCUAAUAGGAUUCAUCAUCCUAGGGAGCGAAGCCAUAAUGGGCUACAAAAUAUGGCCAUGGAGUCAUGAUGCAAACAAGAUGGUUCACAUGCUUCUUCAUGCUGUUGCACUCUUCCUGGGUUCUGUUGGGAUAUAUGCUGCCUUCAAGUUCCACAAUGAAAGCGGAAUUGAUAAUCUCUACAGCUUGCAUUCGUGGGUUGGACUUGGAACUAUCUGCCUGUACGGUAUACAGUGGCUACUUGGUGUUACAACCUUCUUCUUCCCUGGUGCUUCGCCAACAGUCCGGCGCAGAAUGCUCCCAUGGCACAUUCGCGCUGGGCUUGUUGUCUACAUACUGGCACUGCUUACUGCAGAGCUGGGUUUCCUGGAGAAGCUCACCUUCCUUCAGGCUGCCGGCCUUGGCAGGUACAGCUCGGAAGCUCUGCUGGUGAACUUCACAGCUCUUCUGAUCCUACUGCUCGGCGCUUCUGUUGUUCUGUAUGUCACCGCUCCACCGCACAACGAGCACACGCAAGGGUAUUCAGCAGUGCACAAGCCCUGA
Miscanthus lutarioriparius is the source of this 693-nucleotide messenger RNA. The record is from the annotation of a GenBank genome assembly. NCBI's taxonomy places the organism in Eukaryota, Viridiplantae, Streptophyta, Magnoliopsida, Poales, Poaceae.